This is a messenger RNA of Corylus avellana, 1123 nucleotides long. The record is from RefSeq and is a predicted model, not a curated record. Lineage: Eukaryota; Viridiplantae; Streptophyta; Magnoliopsida; Fagales; Betulaceae.
AUGUUACUAAAGAAUCCUUCACUAAGAACAUUUUGGCCGAUAUCGAAUGUGUAUAAAGCUUUUGGAAAAUAUUCACUCUCGGGCAUUAAAUUUGCAUAUAUUCAUCCAGCCAGAAAAACAAAGGACAUGCUUAAUGCGGAAAGUGCAUAUCUUGAUUCUUUGGGGACCAAUUUUAAGCAUGGAGCAAAUUUUGCCACAACCUCCUCCACAAUCAGAUUGCCAUCACAAAUUAUACCCGGAGGUGGAUUUAGUCCCUUUUAUCUCAACAUUCAAUACUCACAAUUUGUGCAGUUCAAAUCCAGAUCACAAACUAUAAGGGAAAAAGGAGGAAUAUAUGCAAAUUUAAUGCCCGAGAAGGAUUAUUUUCCAAAAGCUUUAUACACAUUUGAUAUCGGUCAGAAUGAUAUUGGUGGAGGAUCCUUUAGUAACAUGACUAUAGAGGAAGUCAAUGCUUCUGUCCCCGACAUAGUCAACAACUUCUCUACUAAUGUUAAGGCAAUAUAUGAUGUGGGAGCUAGAUCAUUUUGGAUCCACAACACAGGACCACUUGGUUGCCUUCCCUAUAUUUUGACCAAUUUUCUAUCAGCUCAAAGGGACAGCCAUGGUUGCGCAAAGCCCUAUAAUGAUGUGGCUCAAUAUUUCAACUACAAGUUGAAGGAGGCCAUAGUUCAGCUCAGGAUUGAUCUUCCUUUAGCUGCAAUUACACAUGUAGACAUCUACUCUGCCAAGUAUUCUCUAUUUAGCGAAUCAAACAAACAUGGAUUUGAGCUUCCGCUUGUUGCUUGUUGUGGGUAUGGAGGGAAGUACAACUAUAGCAAUAGUGUUAGGUGUGGAGGAACAAUUACAGUAAAUGGAAGCCAAAUAUUCGUGGGUUCAUGUGAACACCCCUCAGUUAGAGUAAAUUGGGAUGGAUUUCACUACACCGAGGCUGCAAAUAAGUUUGUUUUCGACCAAAUUUCAACUGGAGCCUUUUCAGAUCCACCCAUACCCUUGAAAAUGGCAUGUCAUCGUGUUUAAUAAAAUGCCCUUGUAUAUGGCAUAUAUUUGAAAGAUUCAUGUUAAAUCUUGUCAAUUUAAAGUGUUUUAUCAUUAUAUAUAUUGAUGUGUAAUAAUUGUAAACCAA